AGCUGCUCCCCUUGAGAGCAAACCCACUCAUCCCAUUUUUUAUAUUAUUUUUAUUUUUCGGAUGUCCUCAGGAAAGACAAUAUUCAAGUCACCCACGGAAUAAUUACUUAAAAAAAAACAAAAAACAUUUGUAUUAAAUAGACGCACCUUGUUCCUGUGAGACUCAACCCAAGCGGACCUUUGAUGAGUCUUGCCGUCAUGAGUGCGCUCUUGCCGGCGUGGACGUGCCUGCUGCUCGGCAUCCUACCCCUGGAGCUCCAGACCCGGAGUCUGACCCACCAUAACCUCGGUGCCAGGGACAGGUCACCCAAAUCUUCUAAAUACACGACGCCUUCUUACACCACCGUGACCCCCGCUGCAUGUGUCGCCCCGGACGACCCCGUCCCUCUGGCAAAGAGAGGCCACCUGUGGAGAGCCCUCCUAAAAGCAGAGCCCCCGCCCAGGUUGUCCCAACUCUUGCUCCUUCAGGACGCGCCGUCAUCAGCCCGGGAGGGGAGUUCGCGAGGUCGUCGCCACGCCAACAGCGGGGGCCGAAGGGGGCAGCUGAUGAGGGUGGGCUGCGUCCUGGGGACCUGUCAGGUUCAGAACCUGAGCCACCGCCUCUACCAGCUGAUUGGACAGAGCGGGAGGGACGACUCCUCCCCCAUCAACCCCCGCAGCCCACACAGCUAUGGCUGAGACUUCAACCUGAAAGGAUUCAAUUAGUUAGUACACCCUAGCACUUUUUUUUUCUUGUUUGUCUUCCGUUUUAGCCUGACACUUUAAUGUUCCUAAUAAUAUAUUUUAACAAUAGUAAUGUACAUACUACAAACACAUUAAGUACGGCUGAACAUUAUAUUAGAUAGACACUCGGAGAGCAGGCCCGACUUCCCGAUAGUAAACAAGUCCUGAAUCCAGACAGUGAUCCAGAUCAGUCCCAAAGUGUAAUGACUUGUUCCUUGUCCAGUUUCUGUCAUUUUCUGAAAGUUUCAUCAAAAUGUGCCCAGAACUUUUGGAGUUAUUUAUAGCAGAAUGAAAUAAAUCCUGUCAGUCAUC
Messenger RNA from Nerophis ophidion (straightnose pipefish), 1035 nucleotides. It is a transcript of the gene adm2b, whose product is annotated as adrenomedullin 2b. The coding region runs from base 184 to 678 and encodes 164 amino acids. The record is from RefSeq and is a predicted model, not a curated record. Gene Ontology annotation, molecular function: hormone activity. Gene Ontology annotation, cellular component: extracellular region. Gene Ontology annotation, biological process: positive regulation of heart rate; adenylate cyclase-activating G protein-coupled receptor signaling pathway; regulation of systemic arterial blood pressure. NCBI's taxonomy places the organism in Eukaryota, Metazoa, Chordata, Actinopteri, Syngnathiformes, Syngnathidae. The transcript is spliced from 2 exons.